AAAAAAAAAAAGCCCAGGAAAUGCUACGAACUCUACCUCAGAUCUCCAGCGGAAGAGAAAAACCUGUAAGCAAAGCUCAGCACCAAAAACUCCAGGGAAUGCUGCUCGCCGACAUUUCUGGCCAGGUUACCCACUGGGAGAUCCACUAUUGUCUCAGUCCCAUUUGCUACCUAAGAUAGAGCUGGCCCCUGUUUCUGGAAAGGCGUUUGUGGGAGUAAAGAUGGAGGCCGGAGGGGAGCGCUUUCCUAAACAAAGGCAAGUCCUGAUUCUCUUUCUCUUGCUGGGAGUGGCUCUGGCAGGCUGGGAAUCCCGUCGCUAUUUCGUGAUGGAGGAAACUGAGAGCGGCUCCUUUGUGGCCAAUCUUGCUAAGGACCUGGGGCUGGGAGUGGCGGAGCUAGCUGCGCGAGAAGCCCGGGUGGUCUCCGAGGACAACGAACCCUGGUUGCAGCUUGAUCUACAGACUGGGAAGUUGAUAUUAAGUGAGAAACUGGACCGGGAGGAGAUGUGCGGCCCCACAGAUCCAUGUGUAGUGCAUUUCCAAGUGUUACUGAAAAAACCACUGGGAGUAUUUCGAGCUGAGCUACUGGUGAGAGACAUAAACGAUCAUUCUCCUGAGUUUCCUGAAAGAGAAAUGACGCUGAAAAUCCUAGAGACUAGCCCUCCUGGGACCGUGUUUCCUCUGAAAACAGCCCAGGAUUUGGACGUGGGCAACAACAACAUCCAAAACUACAAUAUCAGUCACAACUCUUACUUCCAUGUUUCCACCCGCAACUGGGGGGACGGCAGGAAAUACCCAGAGCUGGUGCUGGACAAAGAGCUGGAUCGCGAAGAGCAGGCCGAGCUCAGAUUAACCCUCACAGCGCUGGAUGGCGGCUCUCCGCCCAGGUCUGGCACCGCCCAGGUCCGAAUCUCGGUCUUGGACGUUAAUGACAACGCCCCUGAAUUUGCACAGACGCACUACCAGGUGCAGGUCCCAGAGAACAGCCCUGUAGGCACCCUAGUUGUCAAGGUCUCAGCUAGGGAUUUGGACACUGGAACAAACGGAGAGAUAUCAUAUUCCCUUUUUUAUAGUUCUCAAGAGAUAAGCACAACUUUUGAGCUAAGCAGCAUUUCAGGAGAAGUUCGACUAAUUAAAAAACUAGAUUUUGAGACAAUAUCCUCAUAUGAGCUGUAUAUAGAUGCGUCUGAUGGUGGGGGACUUUCUGGAAAAUGCUCUGUCUCCAUUGAGGUGAUGGAUGUUAAUGAUAACUUCCCAGAACUAACUAUUUCAUCACUUACCAGCCCCAUUCCUGAAAAUUCCCCCGAGACGGAAGUGGCCCUGUUUAGGAUUCGAGACCGAGACUCAGGGGACAACGGAAGGAUGACUUGCUCCAUCCAGGAUGAUCUCCCCUUCCUCCUGAAACCAUCUGCAGAGAAUUUCUACACCCUAGUAACAAAUGGGGCGCUGGACAGAGAGAGUAAAGCCCAGUAUAAUAUCACUAUCACCGUAACAGAUAUGGGGACACCGAGACUGAAAACCGAGCACAACAUAACCGUGCUGGUGUCCGACGUCAACGACAACGCCCCCGCCUUCACCCAGACCUCCUACACCCUGUCCGUCCGCGAGAACAACAGCCCCGCCCUGCACAUCGGCAGCGUCCGCGCCACAGACAGAGACGCGGGCGCCAACGCCCAGGUCACCUACUCGCUGCUGCCGCCCCUCGACCCGCACGUGCCCCUGGCCUCCCUGGUAUCCAUCAACCCGGACAACGGCCACCUGUUCGCCCUGAGGUCCCUGGACUACGAGGCCCUGCGGGCGUUCGAGUUCCGCGUGGGCGCCGCCGACCGCGGCUCGCCCGCGCUCAGCAGCCAGGCGCUGGUGCGCGUGCUCGUGGCGGACGACAACGACAACGCGCCCUUCGUGCUGUACCCGCUGCAGAACGCCUCGGCGCCCUGCACCGAGCUGGUGCCCAGGGCGGCCGAGGCGGGCUACCUGGUGACCAAGGUGGUGGCGGUGGACGGCGACUCGGGCCAGAACGCCUGGCUGUCGUACCAGCUGCUCAAGGCCACGGAGCCCGGCCUCUUCGGCGUGUGGGCGCACAACGGCGAGGUGCGCACGGCCCGGCUGCUGAGCGAGCGCGACGCGGCCAAGCACAGGCUGCUGGUGCUGGUCAAGGACAACGGCGAGCCGCCGCUCUCGGCCAGCGUCACGCUGCACGUGCUGCUGGUGGACGGCUUCUCGCAGCCCUACCUGCCGGCCCCGGAAGCGGAAGCGGCGGACGCGGCCCCCGCCGCCCCUCUCACCGUCUACCUGGUGGUGGCCUUGGCGUCGGUGUCGUCGCUCUUCGUCUUCUCGGUGCUGGUGUUCGUCGCGGUGCGGCUGUGCAGGAGGGGCGGGGCGGCCUCAGUGGGACGCUGCUCGGUGCCCGAGGGCCCCUUUCCGGGCCACCUGGUAGACAGCGGCACGGGAACCCUGUCCCAGAGCUACCAGUACGAGGUGUGUCUGACGGGAGGCUCUGGGAGUAAUGAGUUCAAAUUCUUGAAGCCUGUCUUCUCCAAUAUUCUAGAAUCGGACCUUGGGAGGAAGUCAGAAAGAUGUUCAACCUUCCAGAAUAGUUAG
Lipotes vexillifer (Yangtze River dolphin) is the source of this 2599-nucleotide messenger RNA. RefSeq names its product protocadherin beta-15. Gene Ontology annotation, molecular function: calcium ion binding. The record is from RefSeq and is a predicted model, not a curated record. The transcript has a single exon. Gene Ontology annotation, cellular component: plasma membrane. Lineage: Eukaryota; Metazoa; Chordata; Mammalia; Artiodactyla; Lipotidae. Gene Ontology annotation, biological process: homophilic cell-cell adhesion. The coding region runs from base 221 to 2599 and encodes 792 amino acids.